Chondrus crispus (carragheen) is the source of this 789-nucleotide messenger RNA. RefSeq lists its product as hypothetical. The coding region runs from base 1 to 789 and encodes 262 amino acids. Lineage: Eukaryota; Rhodophyta; Florideophyceae; Gigartinales; Gigartinaceae. The transcript has a single exon. The record is from RefSeq and is a predicted model, not a curated record.
AUGAUUGACUCAAGCGUGGCCGAGCAUAUCCUCCUCCAUUGCGACAGAACUAGAUCUAAAGAAGCAAGAUAUUCGUUGGACCGUUUCCUAUGGGAGCCUCUGAAAUGGCAGCAUAUGCACUUGUCCCCAGAGUGUCUUCUCGCUCCACAAAAUGAUAUUCUGCGAGCACAGGAAGCACAAAAACUAUUGAUGCCGGACGGGCUCUGGAAAUGCUCACUUUGUGGCAAAAUAUUUCGUUCAGAGCAUUAUCACGACAAGCAUCUUGCACGAAAACAUUCUAACAUGCGGUACGAUACCGGAACAAGCUGCCUCGCGGAUUUUUGUGGGACACUUGUUCCGUGCGCCCCUUUAACGCCACAUGCUUUGCCGUCUGUAUCGACCAUCCUACUUUUGAGGCAGGAUAAGGGAUUGUCCCCUUCGGAUGAAACCCAGGGUAAGGAACACUGCAGCAACCAGAGGAUACGGCGGAACAGAGUUCAUGCUUGCGAAGAAGCGAUUCGAAGUUGCCUACCAGAUCAUGUGUCCUUCCACACGGGGUUUUCGUCUCAUGGCAAACUCAGUGGCUUUCGAGAAGAUCUCUGUGAGCGUGCGGUGGAGAUUGACUGCGUGCCGAGAGAAGAGGUGUGGUCACACUUUGGAUCUCUCGAACGUGCUUUGCAGCGGAGGCACAGGUAUCAAUUUGCGAAGUACGUGGGAUUGAUGGCUGCCCUGUUGGUGAUAUUUGCUGUGGUGUUUUGGAGACGUCCUAACCACCAGCGACUGUCUGAUCGUCGCCGAAAAUCGAGGUAG